Messenger RNA from Branchiostoma belcheri (Belcher's lancelet), 4912 nucleotides. Its product is annotated as eukaryotic translation initiation factor 3 subunit A-like. Gene Ontology annotation, cellular component: multi-eIF complex; eukaryotic translation initiation factor 3 complex, eIF3m; eukaryotic translation initiation factor 3 complex, eIF3e. Lineage: Eukaryota; Metazoa; Chordata; Leptocardii; Amphioxiformes; Branchiostomatidae. Gene Ontology annotation, biological process: formation of cytoplasmic translation initiation complex; translation reinitiation. Bases 121 to 3774 code for a protein of 1217 amino acids. Gene Ontology annotation, molecular function: translation initiation factor activity; mRNA binding. The transcript has 19 exons. The record is from RefSeq and is a predicted model, not a curated record.
CGGGUGAUUUGGUGCCCUGUCCCGCCAUAUUGUGGAGAGUGGUGCAAUCUUCCUCAGCACAUGCUGUCGGAGAUUUCGUAGCUUUUCCACGGUUUUCGGACGAAUGCAGAGGACAGGAAAAUGCCUACCUAUUUCCAGAGGCCGGAGAAUGCCCUGAAAAGGGCGAACGAAUUCAUUGAUGUUGGUAAGAAGCAGCCAGCUCUUGAUGCUCUCUAUGAUGUCAUCAAGAGCAAAAAGCAUCGGACAUGGCAGAAGAUCCACGAACCCAUCAUGAAGAAGUACCUGGAACUGUGCGUGGACCUACGCAAAAGUCACGUGGCCAAGGAGGGUCUGUACCAGUACAAGAACAUCUGCCAACAGGUGAACAUCAAGUCCCUGGAGGAUGUUGUUCGUCAGUACUUGAGUCUGGCGGAGGAGAGGACAGAGCAAGCUCGCUCCUCUUCCCAGCAGGCUGUGCUGGACAUCGAUGAUCUGGAGUCCGAAAUCUACACCCCGGAACUUCUCCUGUUGAGUGCAGUGAGCGGUGAGGAUAUCCAGGCACGACAUGACCGCCUGAUGCUGACCCCGUGGGUCAAGUUUCUCUGGGAGUCGUAUCGCCAGUGUCUGGACCUGCUGAGGAACAACUCUCGUGUGGAGCGGCUCUACCAGGACAUCGCCCAGCAAGCCUUCCAGUUCUGCCUCAAGUACAGCCGCAAGACGGAGUUCCGCAAGCUCUGUGACAAUCUGCGUAGCCACCUGCAGCAGGUGCUGAACCGCCACCAGACCCAGUCCACUGCCAUCAACCUGAACAAUGCAGACAGCCAGCAGCUAUUCCUGGAGACACGCCUGGUACAGCUGGACUCGGCUAUCACCAUGGAGCUGUGGCAGGAGGCGUACAAGGCUGUGGAGGAUGUGUGGCAGCUGAUGAACCUGUCCAAGAAGCCUCCCAAGCCACAGCUGAUGGCUAACUACUACACUAAGCUGGGGAUGGUGUUCUGGAAGUCCGGGAACCAGCUGUUCCACGCCUCGGCUCUGCACCGACUCUUCCACCUGUCCAAGGAGCAGAGGAAAAACCUCAGCCAAGACGAGCUGCAGAAAAUGGCGUCCCAGGUGGUCCUGGCUACUCUGUCCAUCCCCAUCUCCACCCCUGCUACAGAGUUUGAUAAGCUGCUGGAUAUGGAGGGAGUCAGUAUGGAGAAGGCUCGCCGACUGGCCACACUGCUGGGUCUACAGGGUCUGCCCACCAGGGCCUCCCUCAUCAAGGACAUGGUGAGAUCAGGUGUCCUGCAGCACGUUCACCCCCAGCUGCAGGGCCUGUACGAGUGGCUGGAGGUGGAGUUCCACCCCCUGAAGCUCAGCAGCAGGGUCGCAAACGUCUUCAACUUCAUCCUGUCUGCCAAGGAGCUGGAACUGUCUCAGUACGUCCCUGCCCUGCAGAACGUCACCCUCAUGAGGCUGGUGCAACAGGUGUCACAAGUUUACCAGACAAUCCAAAUGUCUCGCCUGGUGGCCCUGGCUCCAUUUGCCACGUCCUUCCAGCUGGAGAGAGUUGUAGUAGAAGCCGCCAGGAAUGGAGACCUCAAGGUUCGCCUGGACCACUGUACCAAGUCACUGCGGUUUGGUGAGGAGGUGGGUCUGUUCUCCAGUGAGGAGAUAACCGAGUCAGAGGGCCCAACCCUCCAGCCUCUCCAGUCUGAACAGUUCAACCGUCAGCUGGUGCAGAUGUCUGUGGCCCUGAACAUGGCUGUCUCUGUCAUCCAGCCUCCACAUCUCAUGAAGGAGCAUGAGGACCUGAAGACAGGCUGUGUGGCAGCCUACCGCAAGUCUGCACGACAGGAACAUCUGCACAUCCUGGCACGACAGAGAACUAUCGAGGAGCGCAAGGAGAAACUAGAGAACCUCAACAUGCAGAGGGAGGAGGAAGAGAAGCGUGCGCAGGAGGAACAGCUCCGUGCUCAGAAGGAGGCUGAGGAGGCGCGUCUCGCCCAGGAGGCUCAGGAACGAGAACGGCAGCGGCGCCUGCAGGAGAGGCGGGAAAUUCAGCGCAAACAGGUCCAGGAGCGGCUGGACAUCCUCCGCAAGUCCAGUUUAGGAGCAAGGGCACUCAAGGACAUUGACUUAGAGGAUAUAGAUGAACUGGACCCAGAUGCCAUCAUGCAGAAACAAGUAGAACAGUUAGAGAAGGAAAAGAGGGAAUUAGCAGAAAAACUGAAGGCCCAGGAGAAGAAGGUGGAUCAUUUUGAGCGUGCCAAACGUCUGGAGGAGCUGCCUGCCCUGACAAAGGCUCACCAGGAACUCCUGGAGGAGCGCAGGCUGACCUGGGACCAGCAGGAGCAGGAGAGGAUCACAAACAUGACUGAAGAGCGCCAACUUGCCCUCCAACACAAACACCGCAUGGCCUGCAUGAUGGAGGAUAAGGACAAGUUCAUCAACAUGCUGAAGGACUCUCGCAAAUCUGUCUUCAAGGACAAAAUCGCAACCUUCAAUGCCCAUCUGGCAACAGAGCGGAAAAAACGCCUGGCCCAGAGGAAAGAGCAGCGAAAAGAUGAGCGCCGCCGCAAAUGGCUGGAAGAGAAGGAGGAAGAAGAGCAACGUCGGCGCGACGAAGAGCUCAUACGUGAACGUGAGCAGAAGGAGGCAGAAGAACAGGAGAAGCGGGAGAAGGAGGAGGAAGCAUACCGGGCCAAACUGGCACAGCUGGAGGCGAUGGCAGAGAAACAGCGCCAGCGGGAACGCGAGAUCGAAGAACGAGAAGCGAAGAGGAAACAGGAGCUUCAGGAGGAGGAGUCAGGGAAGUCCCGUGAUGCAGGCAGGGAUGACUGGCGCGCCAAGGACGGGAUGGGAGGUCGGGACGAGGGGUCCUGGAGAAGAAGAACUGAGGAAGCCCCCCGCAGUAGAGACAUGGAACCACAGGGCGAAGAUCGCUCUCCAGCCAAAGAACCAUGGAGACCUUCUGGUCGUGCCAGCUGGCGUGACAGGGAACGGGACGGGGGCAUCCGAGACAGGCCUGAUGGUCGUUUCCCUGCUGAUGACGGCGGUCCUCGGCGCGAUGACUGGGAAAGGAGGGGACCACCAGCGGACCGGGACAGGCGACCGCCGUACGAAGACGGGGAGCGGCGCCCCAUGCCUGAUGAUCGGGAUCGCAGAGGUCCACCUGAUGAUCGUUGGAGCAGGGACGGAGACCGUAGACCACCGCCUCGGGAGGAUCGUGAUGACUGGCGCCGUGGCGGCCCUCCGGAGCGCAGUUGGAGGCAGGACGGACCAGGACGGGACGAUCGUGACGACUGGCGCCGCGACGGGCCCAGGAGGGACGAUCGCGGUCCUCCUGAACGUCGGAGGCCACCGCCUCGAGACGACCGUGAUCGUAGACCGCAAGAUGACGACUCCAACUGGCGCAGGGGAGAGAGAGCCCCGCCUCCUGACGAUCGUGAGAGGUGGGGAGGGAGAGAUGACCGAGGCCCCCGCCCUAGUGCAGAUAAAUGGCGGGAUCGCGACGAUCGUUUUGGCGAUGAUCGCGGCCCCCCACGUGGAUUCGACCGAGACAACCGUGGCCCUCCCUCGAGAGGAUAUGACCGCGAGGACCGUGGCUUCCCCUCCAGAGGGUACGAUCGUGACGACCGCGGCCCCCCGUCCCGUAGGUUUGAGCGGGAUGACCCACGUGGGACACCAAACCGUGGAUUUGAUCGUGACGACCGGAGAGAAAAAGGGGAUGAACCGGAGGGUGGGAUGAAGAAGGAGAAGGACAAGUGGAGGAGUGAGACAGACGAUGAUGGGUGGACAACUGUCAGGCGCUGAGGACCUCUCUAUUGUCACCUCUGCUUAAAGGCCUCUGUUGUAGGAUUGGAGCAGUGAGUUGGUCAAUGGUUUGGUCAUUUCUUUACAUCCUCCAAUAGCCAAAAUCCUACAAUAGAGGCCUCAGUAUGUCACCCAGUUUCAUUACAAUUAUGUUUCACAGAAGUCUGAUUUCUUCAAUGGAAACAGUGCAAACAGGCUGUCCUUUAGUUCUUGUAUUGGUUAAGGAAUUUAAAUAGUUAAAAUAUGUAGUUCAUUGAAUGUGGCCACCUCUCUAAGGGAAUGCAGAAAUUGAGGGUAGAGUGAAAAAUUCUAUCUGCUAAUACAUAACCCAGCUACACACUGACUGUAUAGUUAGUUAGUUAUCUCCAUUAUAAGUACUUGCACCAGCUGUUUUCAGUGUAGCGAGUUGGAAAUUUUGUACCCCUUACAUGACAUGAUGUUUUGUACUUCAGUUGUGCAAGGUCCAUGUAAAGCAGAGGUAUAGAUGGAGAUGUAGUAUGUUUAAAUCUGAACUCUUAUUGAAUGCACAACUUGUUAAAGAUGAAGUCCCUUACUUAGGUUUUGGAGCAUUACAAAUGAACUCAGUUGGAUUUUGGUUGAUACUGAUAUUAUCUUGUUAUGUGUUUGAUGCCUUACCCUCCAGAAUUAUUUUAAAACAGAUCUUUACCAAGUUUGAGUUGUGUAGAGUACAAAUUAUGCUUUAUUAGCGCCUGGUUGUAUCCAAGCUCUACAUACAGGCAAUCUAUAUCCUGCCCAGUAUCUGUGACAUGUGCUGUCACAUACAUUAUACUAUUGUUAUAUUAUAUACACCAUGUGUUUCCAUAUUGACUAAUGUACCAACACAUGUACAAAUGAAUUUCUCUAUCUGAGCAUGUAUGUUAAGGGCAUUCCAAUUCUGGCAGAUACAAUGUAGGGCCCCAAAUCUGAAACACGUCAUAGUCUUGGAGAACAACUUGAAUUCUUCAGCCUUUGUAAUACACAACAAUGAUGCAAGGUAAGGCAAGUCAGUGUGUUAGGCAACACCAAGUUAAAUCCUUGGUUUAAUGCUGAUCUAUAUUUAGUGUUUGGAAAGAAAUAGCAAAGGCAUUAAUUCUCACACUGUUCCUGAUAUAUUAUAAUAAAAGGAACGUAAGCAACA